Messenger RNA from Triplophysa dalaica, 2726 nucleotides. RefSeq lists its product as uncharacterized. The coding region runs from base 250 to 1041 and encodes 263 amino acids. Gene Ontology annotation, cellular component: external side of plasma membrane. The record is from RefSeq and is a predicted model, not a curated record. The transcript has 6 exons. Lineage: Eukaryota; Metazoa; Chordata; Actinopteri; Cypriniformes; Nemacheilidae. Gene Ontology annotation, biological process: cellular response to lipopolysaccharide; negative regulation of T cell proliferation; T cell costimulation.
UGCGCUAGAGGGGUACAGCCACAGCAGUGGUCCGAAACCUCGCCAUAAACAUAUACACAAUUAAAUAAACGUGAAAGUGAACUUCAUUCAGACAUUUUUUUUUCAUGGAUUCAUAAUAUUUCGCACAAUGAUCAUCAGGCACAGGACGCAGUUUGAUUGCGGAUAUGAACGCAUGAUGGGCAUGAGAUUGUUUACAUUUCUCAUUCUUUCUCCAUAAAAAAAAACUUUGGAUCCGUGCGACGUAGUUACAUGAAACCUGUCCUCCUUAACGGGUCCCAAACUGCUCCAAAUAUGAGCUGCUGCUACAUCUAUGCACUGCUGGUAAACAUCUGGACAACUGAUAAAGUAUAUUCACAGGUGACAAUUGAUGGGGUUAUUGGAGGUUCUGUUCUCUUGCCAUGUGCUUCAAAUAAACAUGAGCACAACCUUCAAAACAUCGAUGUGCUUUGGCGAUACAAUGCCAGUAUGAACGUGUUUACUAUACUUAAAGGAAAAGGUUCAGUGGAGCAUCAGGGACCAAAGUACAAGAACAAAACAGAAAUUUUUCCUGAUGAGUUUUUGAAAGGAAUCUUCUCCAUCCAACUCAACAAUCUUGUCCACACUGAUGCCGGAGAAUAUGAUUGUUACAUUGUACAUUCAGAAGAACAUGUGAAAGUCUGGCUGCUUAUUAAUGUGUAUUCACAGGUGACAGUUGACGGGGUUAUUGGAGGUUCUGUUUUCUUGCCAUGUGCUUCAAAUCUAACUGAGUACAAACUUCAAGACAUUAAUGUUCAUUGGAGAUACAAUGCCAGCAUGCAUGUCUAUGAUAUACUUAAAGGUAAAGGGUCAGUGGAGCUUCAGGAACCAAGGUUCAAGAACAAAACAGAAAUAUUUCCUUAUGGGUUGGUAAGAGGAAUCUUCUCCAUCCAACUCAACAAACUUGAACACACUGAUGCCGGAGAAUAUGAAUGUUACAUCGUACAUUCAGGAGAACACGUGAAUGUCCAGCUGCUUAUUAAUGAAUCAACGGAAGCAAAAGAGGCAGGAGGAGGAAAUAAAUGAGAAGAAACAAACAUAGUUCUUAUAUCAAUUACUUUGCUUUGUGUAUCUGUACUGGUGAUGUUAUGUAUCUUUCUCUUUGUGUAAAAACUGGUUUAUAUGCAAGAAUGUUUUUUAUAAUAUACCUUAAACAGUGUGUCAUGUCUUUCUGACAUCAUGUAAACAUCAUGUCACAACACGUACGAAACUUGUAAUUGUUCGCAAGAGAGAUUUAAUUUUUUUGGUGAUUCAUUUCAGUACUAAUAGUUUGUUACAAACAACAUAAAAAUACUUAAUUUUUUUACUUCCUGUAUUUUUGUUUAAACUUUUGAAAGGAUUAACAUUUCAAAGUUUGCUUUAUGCAAAUGUUUCGUUUAGGUUUUGUAGAACUGAUGUAAGUGCAUUCCUCCAAGCUAAUCCUUUUUUACAACAGGGAAACAACUUUUUUCCAUAACUAAUUUGGAAUUUACUAGUCUCAUAAUCACAGUAAUUCUGAACAUUGUGUGUACUUUCAGUCAGUUGGUUUACAAUGUAUUUUGAAAUUAUUUGGUUAUAUUUUUGUCUGCCAUGAUGUUCAGAACUGCUUUUUUAAGGGAACAGUUUGAUUUUUAGUGGCACAAAACAGUGACACCAAUUUUUUGUAAACCUGUUCUGUAAGUCUUUAAUGUGUAAAUGUAUGGUACAGUGAAUAUUCCAUAAAUGUGUACUAAAUGCGUAAACAUGUUAUUUUGUGCUACUAAUAAAUUGUAUAUAUAAUUUAUUAUAAUGCAUAUUACAUUUCCAUGUUAAUUGUUUGUUUUUUGUUUAUAGGACUAUAAACUGUAAUCAUCGAAGUUUAUUGGGUUUAACUGAAUCAAUCAGAUUCUCCUACAUUGAUACUGGACUCAUUCUCAAACCAAACAAUAGCAUUUCAAUUCAAUAAACAUUGAAAAACAAAUAUUCAGUUAAAUCUAAACAUCGUCUGGUCAUUUAUUGGGAGUUUAUUACUGUAUGAACACAGAAACACCUGCAAAACUCAGUAACAGCACAAGACUGAACAUCAUUGGUAAGUGUUAAUUUAGUCAUCCACUUAUACUUAAGAACGUAAAUAAUUCAUUUAGACACGUUUAAAGCGGACUUAUCAUAACUUAAAAAAAAUGCAACAAAUAAAUUGUCUUUACAGAACCGACUCAACUCACUUAUCAUUUCUCAGAGUAUCAGAAUCUGACAGCAGUGAACUGUAUUCAUCAGAAUGAGACACAAUGGCACAUUAUCAUCAUUAUAUCUGCUCUGAUGAAUGCUGCUCUGAUCAUUGUGGUUAUAAGUAAGAUAUUGUUUGUGAUACAAUUAAAUGUAUAAAAAUAACUAUGGCUGUAAAAAUAUUGAGAUAUUCCUAUUCUCCAGUAGGUUAUGGAAGUUGUUAUUCAGGAGAAAGAUUAAACCUUCAUGAUAUUGAUCUACUGCAGACAAAAUAUUUAUAUCAAAAACAACAUGAAGAGUUGAACCAAGCACAUGUACAUAUGUUAUACUGCUAUUAAUGGAUUUAGGAGUGUUUAACCUUGUUUGGUUCAUUAUUUUAAUGUAAUUUGCAUUUAUGCUUCUAUUGUUUGAAAUUGUCUGAAAUAGUUUAAUAACGAGUCAUUUUUGUCAUUCCACAUGUUUAAAAACAUUCUAUCAUCAAUAAACUUUUAACAUUUAUAAAGACUACUGGGACUUCCUGUGGCAAGCCU